Messenger RNA from Cylindrotheca closterium, 1089 nucleotides. The record is from the annotation of a GenBank genome assembly. NCBI's taxonomy places the organism in Eukaryota, Bacillariophyta, Bacillariophyceae, Bacillariales, Bacillariaceae.
AUGCUACGACCACUCGAGAUUAUAUUUCGAUACGUCACGAGUUCUUGGAGAGUCUUGCCAGAUAUAAUCGUUCUUGGAGAAGUGCGAUGUGGGACAACUUCUCUGUGCCAACACCUGGCCGAUUUUGAAUUAGUGGAAUGUCACACUCCAUUUUGUCUAUGGGCUCACCCAGAAUUGGACAACAAGGAGACUUUCUUCUUUGUUGGGCAUUAUUUGGGAAUCGUUACACCCAGACAUUACAGAAUGUGUUUCCCCUUAAAGAUUACAAAGUGGUGGAGCGAAACGAAGCGCAAAAUCUGCGGACAGCCUUCCAAACCAUUUCUGUCGUUUGAUGGAUGUGCACAAUACUUGACCAGCCCUACGGCUCCAUACUUAAUUGCACAAGCAUACCGAGAGGCGGGAGAGAAGCCGCCGGUCUUCAUUGCGUGCGUCCGCAGACCUGCAGAACAAGCUCUUAGCUGGUGGAAGUACGAGAACAACGCCAUGAAAUGGGGCGAAGGAAUGAUGUUGAACAAAUGGAACACUUCCUUAAGAGGGAAACUUUAUCCUCCGAGGUCUGUUGAAGACGCUAUCGACUAUUCACGAAGUCAACAUAUAGAAGAUAUGUAUCAGCGUGCAGAGAGUCUCGGUAUCGAAACAGUAGAAAAUCGACGUUUUUUUCGCUUGCCCCAAUGGGCAGUGACAUGGCCUGGUGGUCAGCUCAGUGCAAUAGGCAGAACAUCGUGUUUUGCAAGAAAUAUCUUGCGUUAUGAAAGGGUGUUCAGCAGCACUCGGUCUGACAAGCACAAACAAGCACUCAAGCAUGUAUCCAUAUUCCCAAUAGAGUUUCUUCGCGAUAAAAAAUCGUUGAAUCGGUUCAUUGCUUCGAUAUUAGAUCGGGCUGCUGAAAGAAGAAACAACAAGUCACUCUUUGCUGCUGGAAUUCAUUUGGCAGAGUCAUCCAACCGAUUGAAUAUCAUACACCGGAAUGCUGGCUCCUCUUUAUCACGCGAAGAGGAGGUACAGUAUAUCCGAUCCAAAUUUGCGAAAGAUGAGGACAGUUUGAAUAGUCUACUUCGAGUGAAUGGCAUUCCUAUAACUUAUGAAUGA